ACAUACUUUCCUCCCCAAUCUUGAGUGUCACGAUCGUCACACUCGUGGAGAUGUAGUAAAGUUUAGAGCACCGGCUUUCGAAUCGUGCUAGAGCACAUGCUUGAGUGAAUUUCCUCGCUAUGAAGGGUGCAAUGUUGAAUGAUGGUCGCGGUGCUUCUGCUUGGAGUUCUACCGGCGCUCAAGUUUCGCCGAGCUCCGAACUCGAUCAUAUCGAGCCCUGUCUUACGGUGCCCGUCGGCUUCCGUAAUGUCUGCCUCUCGGGAAGAUGAAACGUUUCGAAACCCACGGCUGGUAAUGAUUCAUAGAUCUACAGUACUAGAUACAGGUUUUGAAUCACAUCCCGAAGAGUCGGAACUCCGGGAGCACCGAGUCGGAAAGCCUCCACGUCAUGUCACAAGCGUCAGAGCCAUUUGUUUCAUGAACUUCAAUCAUUCUGUUUAGAGCAGGCUACAUAACACAAGCGUGCUCACAUAGCGCUCCGCCACCUCGUCUGCAUAGUAACUCGGAACCAACAUACACCGUCAGAUAGGUGUGUAAUCAGUAGCUUCAUCAAGGAUGAGUGUGACGAAAUCAAAGGGGGUGUAUGU
Molecule: messenger RNA, 587 nt
Organism: Mytilinidion resinicola
Lineage: Eukaryota; Fungi; Ascomycota; Dothideomycetes; Mytilinidiales; Mytilinidiaceae
Exons: 2
Coding region: 139-441 (100 amino acids)
Source: RefSeq, a predicted model, not a curated record